AUGGAAUGUGAGUCUUGUGUUGUGGCUAGUGCAUUCAUUGUAUUCCUCCUCACAACCAACUUAUCUGUCCUACUUGAAACAUUGGUUGCAUCAGCUCCUACACCAAGCACUCCAUCUGACACAGCUCUUGCACAAGUCACUCCACUUGACACUGCUCCUGUAUCAGUCCCUCCAUCUAACACUGCUCCUACACUAGUCACUCCACUUCACACUACUCCUACACUUGCACAAUUUCAUUUCUUUCUUGCACUUUCCCUUUCAACUUCCUGGUUGGCUCUUUUUCUUCUUACAUUAACGCCUACAUCAGCCCUUGCACUUGUUCCAACAGUUGAAGCAGCCCCUGUACCAGCCUUAGCACUUGCCCCUACACCUGUCACAGCACCUGUGGCUAGAUUUAUCAUAGCAACUCUACAACUUCUCUUGUUAUGUCCCCUCACACCAAAUUUUCCACACCUUAAAGAAUUCUAG
Ilex paraguariensis (yerba mate) is the source of this 468-nucleotide messenger RNA. The record is from the annotation of a GenBank genome assembly. Lineage: Eukaryota; Viridiplantae; Streptophyta; Magnoliopsida; Aquifoliales; Aquifoliaceae.